AUGGAUUUGGAACUAACAAGGGUAGAUUAUACAAUCGUGGGAAUAACCGAUCUCAACUGCUUACAAUUGUUACCAAACGUUUAUCCAAAAGAGCAGCAAAAGGUAGCUGUCGCAGAUAGUGAUGGCAUUCUACAAGUAUUUUCUGUUAAAAAGGAAGACGUUCAAUUACAUUUUAAAACUCUCCCUGGAACUGCCAUAUCUUCACUUAAAAUAGCAGGAGCCCCAGGCACCAUUAAAGAUAAAAUAUUUAUUGCAUCCGGAAAUGAAGUUAGAGGUUUCACAAAAAAAGGCAAAUUGUUCAUCACAUUUGAUUCUGGAAUGACUGAAACUAUUAGCACAAUGUUUGUAUUGGCGAGUGAGUUAUUUUUAUGUGGGAAACAUGUAUAUACACAUUACAGGGACUGCAAGGACUUAGGUUCGUACUUAUGUGGAGACAGAAUUGUUGACGUGGUGGCAUUCUAUUCUCAAAACAGCCGCAGACUGAUGUCGUUGAUAGCUUGCGAGGGCCGUAUGAUCAGAGCCUUAGAGCAUGCCAGGGUAACUUUGAGUAUGGAAGUUGAAAGUUCACCUACAGUGCUUCACAUUUAUGAAGACGAAGAUGUUAAAGCUGUUUUGUUUGGUACUGUGGAUGGCCGUGUUGGAAUUUUGGAUGUAGACAAGGUGCAAGGAUUUGACAGGUGGUUGAUUACAAAUGACAAAAACACCAGCACUAUAUCAUGUAUGGAUAGUUAUGAUUUAAUUGGAAAUGGGACGAAAAAUCUUGUAAUUGGGAGACAAGAUGGAAGUGUAGAAGUCUUUCAAGUGAAUGUGCUCGAUGCUAUGGAUGUAUCCAGGAUUAUUUUUUCUUAUAAUUGCAACGAGAGUAUUAACGGACUCCAGUGCGGAAUAGUUGGAGCACAAGGAUUUGACGAAAUUGUCGUGGCUACGUAUACAGGGCGUAUAUUUGGUCUGACGUCUCAGUCCAUAGAUGCUAAUGUCGAAAAUACUAAAGGUGGAUAUAUUUUUUCAUCGGAUACGUCCUACAAAAUAAAUAAAUUAAAAACAGAAAUAGGCGAAUUAAAAGAAAAAAUUCUGAAGGAACGAGAGAAGUAUCAAACGUCAACCCAGUCAUUUUUCGAUGAACUUUCAGCUAUCCCUCUAUUGUCUAUUAAAGAUUCAUUUGUUCUUGAAAAAGCAACGUCGACUUACAACUUAUCGAUCGAAGUACCUACACCGAUUGAUAAUAUUCUUCUUCAGUGUAAUACAAACGUGGAUUUGCUUGAUGUAGAAAAAAACUCUGCCGUAGUCAGCUAUAGCGAGUCCCGAAUAGAAGACGGUAAUCAUCUCUUAGCUACCUAUCGUUGUCAGAUGAAUACCAACAGGAUUGAACUAAAAAUUCGCACCAUUGAAGGACAGAAGGGCCUUCUCCAGGCGUAUGUUACGCCUAUGGUACAACCGAAAUGUUGCAGAGUCGCCCACUACGAAAUUAAAGCCUUGUCUUUGCAUUGUAGGAUACAUCAGUUUGACAGCAACAGACCAUUCAACGUUUUAACAAUCAAAGGCGGCUUUAGCUUGGCAGAAAUCCAUUCUUGGGUAGGUCAGUGUUUGCCUGAGGUUCCAGAAAAACCUCAAAUAUCCGAAAGGACGAUUCUGUGGUUUAAAUCAUGUUUUCUGGACACAGUUCUGGAGUGCAGCUAUUUAAAAGGGGACGCAGAAUUUAAAUCUGACAAUGUGUCGACAAUAUCGAUUUUGAAAGAAAAUAUUUCAGCUGAAGCUACGAAAAAGAAAAUUAAAGUUGACAUUAACUCAUUUAUUAGUGAGGAAUCUAUAAAUUCUGUUUUAAAACUCCUGGAAAAUAAGUUGCUUCUGUACCAGAAGAUAGCAAAGGAGGUUUCACUAUUGAACGCGUUGAAUGAAUUGGAAGUGAGUGAAGAAGAAACCACUAAAUAUUUGUCUUCGAAAUAUAAAGAUCUCUUGGAACGUGAAAAGGAUAUAAGGACUGCUCACCAGAAUCAACCGGGAUGUUUGGACAGGAUUUAUGGUACUAUUACCGAUCUCUUCAUGGAUUUUAAUAAAUUUAAGGGCAUUAAUUCACGACAUAAGGCCCCUAAACUAGUAGAAAUAUUAGAAAGCUACUCUUAUGACAAUUUGGUCAAAUUUUUUAGACCAGAUUAUGUUUAA
This is a messenger RNA of Anoplophora glabripennis (Asian longhorned beetle), 2160 nucleotides long. RefSeq names its product Bardet-Biedl syndrome 7 protein homolog. Gene Ontology annotation, biological process: intracellular protein localization; intracellular transport; cilium assembly. Gene Ontology annotation, molecular function: protein binding. The coding region runs from base 1 to 2160 and encodes 719 amino acids. NCBI's taxonomy places the organism in Eukaryota, Metazoa, Arthropoda, Insecta, Coleoptera, Cerambycidae. The record is from RefSeq and is a predicted model, not a curated record. The transcript has 14 exons. Gene Ontology annotation, cellular component: axoneme; membrane; ciliary basal body.